This is a messenger RNA of Anguilla anguilla (European eel), 3205 nucleotides long. It is a transcript of the gene mogs, whose product is annotated as mannosyl-oligosaccharide glucosidase. Lineage: Eukaryota; Metazoa; Chordata; Actinopteri; Anguilliformes; Anguillidae. Gene Ontology annotation, cellular component: endoplasmic reticulum membrane. The record is from RefSeq and is a predicted model, not a curated record. Gene Ontology annotation, biological process: protein N-linked glycosylation; oligosaccharide metabolic process. The transcript has 5 exons. The coding region runs from base 310 to 2850 and encodes 846 amino acids. Gene Ontology annotation, molecular function: Glc3Man9GlcNAc2 oligosaccharide glucosidase activity.
AAAUGGCGUCAUUCAUAAACGCCUGAAUGACAUGCGGAUUAUUUUUGCUAAAGCUGUGGCGCUUCGGCAAGAAUGUAAGCUCCGCCAUAGAUAGCAAAGUAGAAAUGAUGUAAACAGUAUUGAAUAAUUAUCCCGCAAAUAUAUUUUUAAAUAUUUAAUAAGUAGUACGCCUGAAUGAUGACGUAAUAUUAUUGCACCGUGUGUAGUUCGUACACGUCUGUACCAGAUGGAAGCGAGGCGAGCAGGAAGUAGCACAACUGAUAAUGUACACCUGGAGUUUCAUACAUUUUUAAGGUUGUGAAGGGAAGGAUGGGCAGGCAGAGGCAUGGGAAGAGGGUGCUGCCGAGCGAUCCCGUCCCACACAGGAAGGAAGAGAAAAGCUCCGCUCCCCAUCGCAAGGAGAAGGAGAAGAAGAAGAAGUUUGACAUCGGAAAGCUCUUCAUCAAUAUAUCCAUCGGCCUCUGCAUCUUCAGCCUCACCUGGUUCUUCUACGCUCUCUACAUGCGAAACUCACUUGCCAAGAGAGUUGUGACGCUUCAUUAUGCGCCUCGGGUUCUGGACGACAACAGCACUAGUCCUGCCGUGUCUCCCGAACGGUUCUGGGGAUCGUAUCGCCCCCAGGUUUAUUUCGGGAUGAAAACGAGGAGCCCCAGAUCUGUUGUGACAGGGCUCAUGUGGCUGCGGCAGUUCUCGGAGACGGACGUGAACCUGCGGCACACGUGCGAGCAGGGCGACCGGCUGCCGAGCUACGGCUGGCUCAUGCACGACGGCCUCAGCUUCGGCGUGCAGGAGAUCCGCGACAGCGACUUCACCCUCACCACCGAGUUCGUCAAGAGGCCCGGCGGCGAGCACGGCGGGGACUGGACCUGGAGGGUCACCGCCAAACAGCACAGCUCGGCCGCCCAGCCGCCCGUCAUCUCGCUGAUGUUCUACGUCGCCACGGACACCCAGGGCUCCCUCCAGGCUCACGUCGAGGAGAGGAACCGGCUGGGUUCCGUGACGGGCUACUCCGAGGAGCUGGGGAACUUCAAGGUCACCUUUCAGAAGCCGUCCUCCGGGGAGGCGGCCAGCGCCAAGUACGCCAGCUACAAUUUCUUGAAGACCGUGACCCAGGGCCUGGAGAAGCUGACGGACAUCGUGAGGAACAGCCUGAACCGGAGGUUCGUCUUCAGCCUGCCAUCGGGCGAGAAGAGGCCCUACAUCGCCGUGGAUACCUACAAGCCCCCCCACCAGCAGCACCAGCAGAAGCACGCCGACACCCGGAAGGAGAGCGACUUCGUGGUCCACCAGGUGACCGUACAGACCCCGUUCCAGGUGGAGGUCCUCUUCGAGUCCGGAAGCUUCCGGGACAGGCCCGGCCAGCUGGUGGGCGCUGCGAUGACUGAGGAGCUGGAGAAGAGGAAGGCCGCCUUCGACCUCAAGUUCGAGAGGACCUUCGGCCUCCAGGGGCGGGGCUUCUCUCCGAGCCAGGUGAAGUUCAGCAAGGCGGCGCUCAGCAACAUGCUGGGCGGGAUGGGCUACUUCCACGGCCAGUCGGUGGUGCAGUCGGCCUACAACGAGUACCCGCUGCUGUACCCGGAGGGCGCCCUGUUCACCGCCGUCCCGUCCCGCUCCUUCUUCCCCCGGGGCUUCCUGUGGGACGAGGGCUUCCACCAGCUGCUCCUCUCCAAGUGGGACCCCCAGGUGACCCGGGAGGCGACGGGCCACUGGCUGGACCUCAUCAACGUGGAGGGCUGGAUCCCGCGGGAGCAGAUCCUGGGCGACGAGGCCCGGAGCAAGGUGCCCGCCGAGUUCGUGGUGCAGCGGAACGAGAACGCCAACCCGCCCACGCUCUUCCUGGCCCUGCAGGAGCUGCUGGAGCAGCUGGAGCGGAGCCCCGAGGCCUCCACCGCCACCGUGCCCUUCCUCCGCCGGCUCUUCCCGCGCCUCCAGACCUGGUUCGAGUGGUACAACACCACCCAGACGGGGCCCCUGCCCAACUCCUACCGCUGGCGGGGCCGGGACAAGGACACCAACCUGUUCCUCAACCCCAAGACGCUGACGUCCGGCCUGGACGACUACCCGCGGGCGUCCCACCCCUCGGCGGACGAGCGGCACGUGGACCUGCACUGCUGGAUGGCGCUGGCGUCGGGCGUCAUGGCGCGGGUGGCGCGGCUCCUGGGCGAGCCGCACGGCGAGUACGAGCGCACGCACCGGACGCUGAGCGACGGCGGCCUGCUGGACGAGCUGCACUGGUCCGAGCAGCUCCGCGCCUUCGCCGACUUCGGCAACCACACCCAGGCCGUGUCCCUGCAGCAGGAGAAGGUGUACGUGCCGCCGGGGCAGCCCCGGCACCAGUUCCCCGUGGCGAGGCUGGUGCGCGCCGUCCGGAGGGCCCCCAAGCCGCAGUACGUCAACGCCCUGGGCUACGUCAGCCUCUUCCCCUUCCUCCUGCACGUGCUCCGCCCCGACUCGCCCCGCCUCCAGCACGUCCUGCGCGACCUGAGGGACCCCGACAAGCUGUGGACGCCCUACGGCCUGCGCUCGCUCUCCAAGGCCGACCCCCUGUACAUGAAGCGCAACACGGAGCACGACGCCCCCUACUGGCGGGGCCCCAUAUGGAUCAACAUCAACUACCUGGCGGUCAGGGCCCUGCAUCACUACGGCAACGCCGAGGGGCCGUACCAGGAGACGGCGGCCGCCCUGUACCAGGAGCUCAGGACUAACGUGGUCAGCAACGUUUACAGACAGUACGUGGAAACGGGUUACAUCUGGGAACAGUACAACGACAGCACGGGCAGGGGGCAGGGCAGCCACCCCUUCACCGGCUGGUCCGCCCUGACUGUGUUAAUGAUGGCUGAGCAGUUCUGAAGCCACGCCCCGUCUGCACCUGUUUCCAAAUUCAGUCUCAUCAAAUGUGCCAUGGCUUACCCCCCUACCCCCCUCCCCCCAAAUCAUCCUCUCUCGUAUCAUCAUGCUGAAUUGUUACUAAAGCAAAAAGCAAAAAAAAAAUAUUUUUCUCCUUAAACUGUUCCCGGUGUGUUUUAUACAGAAGCGUUUUUAACGAUCAAAUAAACUUGGCAAAUUUUGCCGAAGGCCAGGGGGGAGGGGAAUGUUUACUCAGUUUGUGUGCUCUCGAAGCAACUCAGCGAUCGCAGUGUCUCAAACUCUUGUGUUGUAGCUACUUUUUCUCACGACAGUGAAUUAAAGUACUCUUGACCCCGUU